CUCCAGGAGCCACAGGGACUGGAAUACGAAUAUUUAUCAAUGGAGUUGAACGAUGGAUCUACCCUGACGGAUACUACGAAAUUGACGAAGAAGGAAGAUCAGUAUGGCAUGCUUACACCCCAGAAGGAAGCAUUGCCGAUACAACAUCAGAAGGAAGCAUCGCCAAAGCAACACCCGAGGGAAGUAUCGAUGAUGACUACAGAAGCCAACAAUCUUCUCAGGAUGAUAACAGCAGCAACUAUGGAGAGUUGGAACGAAGAGCAGCUCCAGAUCCAAAGCCUCAUGAAUGGAUCAGAAUCUGGCAGUCAGAACUCGAAGAGCCAGAUAACAUUGAACAAUUGGGAUGAAUGGGAGAUUAGCGAGUGGAUGGGAGGAAUAGAAGAAAAUAGUAACAUAGAAGGAGUAGAGUUAGUAAAGAAAAAGGACCGUAGAAGAUUUGGGGAUGAGAAGAGAUGGGAACAGUUUAGUGGAAACGAUGAGAGUUUUCAGAAGAAG
Messenger RNA from Paraglomus occultum, 495 nucleotides. The record is from the annotation of a GenBank genome assembly. NCBI's taxonomy places the organism in Eukaryota, Fungi, Glomeromycota, Glomeromycetes, Paraglomerales, Paraglomeraceae.